UGGUGUCAAAUUUAUAUCUCUAAAAUUAUUAAUUUAUACUUGUAAAAUUAUUAAAUUUGUAAGAUAAUAAUUAUAUUUGUAAGAUAAUUAAAUUAUUUGUUGUAUGAGAUUUGUGAAGUUUGGGAUUGUGGGUACGGGGCCUUCAGGUUUAUAUUUGGGUAAGUAUUUGACAAAGUACAUAAAGAAUUGCAAGGUUGACUACUUUGAGAAGUCCAAACAGCUCUUGGGACUCUUCAAAUCCGGCGUUGCCCCUGACAAACACACCAUCAAACACAACUCCUACCAACUUCUCCAUAAUCCAAAUUAUCGAUUUUUCACCAAUAUUCAUAUUGGUGUGGACGUGGGAUUGGAGGUGUUGUUGGAGUAUUAUAAUGUGAUAUUUCUGUGUUGUGGCUGUGAGGACUGCAACGAGUUUAAAAUCCCAAACGAACAGUUCGGCGUCUUCAAUAAUCUCAAACUCAUACACUUUUACAAUUCACUCCCAAUCAACCCCAAUUUAUACAAUAAUCUCCAAAUUUAUCAAAUCAACAAGUUUAGACAAGAUAAUUACUCCACAAAUUCUGACACUGUAGGUUCUGCUACCCGAGAGGGAGCUACUAUUCAUAGGGGAGAGGGAGCUAACUUACUAUCAAGGGGAGAGGGAGCUAAUAAUAUACCCCUAGAGGGAGCUAAUAAUAUACCCCUAGAGGGAGCUAAUAAUAUACCCCUAGAGGGAGCUAAUUCUAAUACUAUUAACUAUAUACCCCUAAAGGGAGCUAAUUCUAAUACUAUUAACUAUAUACCCCAAGAGGGAGCUAAUAAUAUACCCCGAGAGGGAGCUACUAUUCAUAGGGAAGAGGGAGCUAACAAGGGUGAGGGAUCUAGUAUAGAAUCAUAUUUAUCAUAUUUAACUGGGUUGGAAAGUGUGAGUAUUGGCGUAUUGGGUAGUGGUAAUGUGUGUUUGGACAUAAUUCGCAUGUUAGUGAAGAGUAAGCAGGAGCUGGAACAGCUGGAAGUUAACCCCCGGUACACCGAACUUAUCAACAACAUUAAUAUCAAGAGGAUAACAGUUUUCGCCAGAAGCUCUCUCAGGAAUUCCAAAUUCACCAAUAACGAACUACACUCUCUAUUCCAACAUAACAUACACAUUACACAUUCCGAACCCUCACUUCAUAGUGUCAACAAUAUUAACAAUAUCCACACAGUUGACACAGUUUCCAAUCGUAAGGAACUGAAGAAGCUUAAGUUGUUUAAUAGUUACAGUAAUACUAACAGUGUGCCUGAGGGAGUCUGGGUGGAUUUCAAGUUUAACACUAAGAUUCUCAAAGUCAUAAAUAACACACAAAACCACAUCCAGUCCAUUCUGUACACUACUAACCGUGAUACUCUGGAGAAUACUGUAGAGAGUGUGGAAAACACUGUAGAGAGUGUAAAUAGUGUAGAAAGUGUUGGUGUGGAUUUGUUGAUAAAGUGUAUAGGAUAUAAUAGUGUGAGUAACGGUGGGAUAUUGUGUGGUAUAGACAAUGUGCGUGUGUUUGGUAACGGCUGGGCGGUAAACAACUGUAAAGGUGACUUGGCCAACAUAAUUCUCAACUCAAUUCACCUCUCCAAACAUAUUAAACAGAUUUCACACGGUUUUCACCAUUUUGACAACGAUAUCCUACACCUCUUCAGACAACAUUUUACACCACUUUAGACACCAUUUUACACACUUUAGAGGAUAUUUUACACUACUUUAGACAUCUUACACUACUCUAAACAUUACACUUUAGAGGACAUUUUACACCAUUUAGACACCAU
Theileria parva strain Muguga is the source of this 1779-nucleotide messenger RNA. It is a transcript of the gene dare, whose product is annotated as NAD(P)-binding Rossmann-like domain protein. NCBI's taxonomy places the organism in Eukaryota, Apicomplexa, Aconoidasida, Piroplasmida, Theileriidae. The coding region runs from base 104 to 1675 and encodes 523 amino acids. Gene Ontology annotation, molecular function: oxidoreductase activity. The transcript is spliced from 2 exons. The record is from RefSeq and is a predicted model, not a curated record.